AGUGGUGGGGUGUGUUAAGUCAGAAAGAACCUAUAAAAUCUGAUCCAUUUUGUGUGUUGGAUUAGUGGAGGCAUGUGAAACGGCAAAGCAAAGGUCGCAGCUGCUGCUGAAUCUGGUUUAACGCAACGCAACAUUCUCCAUCAAAUCAAAUCAAAGUUCCAGAUUUGGUGGCAAUGGAUAAUAGGGACAACAAAUCGCCUCCUCCUCUCCCACCUUCUUCUUCCCGUUACGUGAAAUCGGAACAACAAGCUUCAUUAUCAGCAUCGUCGUCGUUCAGCCACGACGACAUAAGCGGAAUGCCGGAGAAUCCACCGAAGAACAGAGGGCACAGGCGCGCCCAUUCGGAGAUUAUAACCCUACCCGACGACCUCACCUUCGACGUUGAUCUCCCCGAUGACAACGACUUGCUUUCCAUCUACCUUCAAUUCGAUCAACUCGAUUCCUCUCCACUUCCUCUUCCUCCUCCACCUCAACACAACAGCAUUGCUAAUAAUAAUAAUAAUAAUAAUAAUAAGAAUAAUAAUAAUAAUAAUGAAAGGCCUACUAGGGUUCGACACCAACACAGCCUCUCCAUGGAUGGCUCCAUCCACCCGGAUAUGCUGCUCUCCGCUACCGCUGCCGCUGCCGAUGAUGUCUCCGGUGGUGGCAUCGACACCAAAAAGGCUAUGUCUGCUGACAAGCUUGCUGAGCUUGCCUUAGUUGAUCCCAAGCGGGCUAAAAGGAUAUGGGCAAAUAGACAGUCUGCUGCAAGAUCAAAAGAAAGGAAGAUGCGUUACAUUUCCGAGCUUGAAAGGAAAGUGCAGACAUUGCAAACUGAAGCAACUUCCUUGUCUGCACAAUUGACUCUCUUGCAGAGAGAUACAACUGGAAUGACUGCUGAGAACAGUGAGUUGAAGUUGCGGUUGCAAACCAUGGAGCAACAGGUCCACUUGCAAGAUGCAUUAAAUGAUGCAUUAAAAGAAGAAAUUCAGCAUUUGAAAGCACUGACUGGACAAGUUAUGCCAAAUGGAGGACCGGUAAAUUUUGCUUCAUUUGGUGGGGGGCAACAAUUCUAUCCCAACAAUCAGGCUAUGCACACUCUUUUAGCUGCACAAAAGUUUCAACAACUCCAAAUUCAUUCCCAAAAGCAGCAUCAACUUCAGCAGCAACAGCAAUUUCAGCAACAACAGCAAUUUCAGCAGCUGCAACAGCUGCAACUGCAGCAGCAACAACAACUGCAACUGCAGCAGCAGCAACAACAGCAGCAGCAGCAACAACAGCAGCAGCAGCAGCAGCAGCAGCAGCAGCAGCAACUGCAACUGCAGCAGCAGCAGCAGCAACAGGAACAGUAAUAUCAACAAAUGGGGGACAUGAAUAGGGAGGGGACACACCUCAUCAAAUGUACUUCAGCGGCAGAGGAUUUUAGAGACUACAAAUUGCUUUCUCUUCAUCACUUUACCCUUGUGUUUAGAGUUUGUUUAGGUCACAGUCAUUAUAUUUCUUAUUCAUGAAACGGUACAGAUAGUCCUAGUUAGAGAUUGAGAAUUAUGCAUUGGAUCUUGGCUAUGUAAAAUUCUUUGGCACCUUUGGUUAUGAAUAUGCGGGGCGGAUUUAUGUUUGUUAAGUCUUACAAUUGCUUUUGCCUAUGGCUAUGCCUGCAUAAGUGGUCUGUUUAGAUUAAAAAUCACGUUGUCUCGCAAUUUCCACCGGAAUUGCCAUAUGUACUCCUAAACUAGGAUACCAACGAAACACCUGGGGUGUUUAGUAGAGGGGGUUUCCUUUUAAGUUUCUCUUAGGUUGUUAAUGUUAAAUUUCUAUAUUUGCUAUGACAAUUUUAAAAAUUAUUCUCAGAAA
Molecule: messenger RNA, 1833 nt
Organism: Glycine soja
Lineage: Eukaryota; Viridiplantae; Streptophyta; Magnoliopsida; Fabales; Fabaceae
Product: probable transcription factor PosF21
Exons: 5
Coding region: 174-1331 (385 amino acids)
Biological process (GO): regulation of DNA-templated transcription
Cellular component (GO): nucleus
Molecular function (GO): DNA-binding transcription factor activity
Source: RefSeq, a predicted model, not a curated record